Messenger RNA from Hyla sarda, 7288 nucleotides. It is a transcript of the gene DOCK3, whose product is annotated as dedicator of cytokinesis 3. The record is from RefSeq and is a predicted model, not a curated record. Gene Ontology annotation, cellular component: cytoplasm; plasma membrane. The coding region runs from base 225 to 6338 and encodes 2037 amino acids. NCBI's taxonomy places the organism in Eukaryota, Metazoa, Chordata, Amphibia, Anura, Hylidae. The transcript has 54 exons. Gene Ontology annotation, molecular function: guanyl-nucleotide exchange factor activity; small GTPase binding. Gene Ontology annotation, biological process: small GTPase-mediated signal transduction.
CCCUCCUCUCCUGGUCGCCGCCGCCGUCCCCUCCGCUCCUCCUUCUCCUCCUUCCGCUGCUGUCGGUGCAUCAUCCCCAGUAAGAGAGUGUAUACAGCGCGGAGGACAUGCGGCUCUACCGGGCCCCUUCGGCACUCUUGGGGCCCCCCGCUGCCCGCCAGUCCGGGUAAUCCUGCACCCUCAUGCUCCGGACACUGUGAUCGCACCCUCGGGCGGCCGGGACGAUGUGGUCCCCAACUGAAGAAGAGAAAUACGGAGUGGUCAUAUCUAGUUUCCGUGGAUCAGUCCCUCAAGGGUUAACUCUGGAACUUGGAGAAACUGUGCAUAUCCUGGAGAAAUGUGAAGGUUGGUACAGAGGAUCCUCUAUCAAAAACCCACAUACAAAGGGAAUCUUCCCGGCCAAUAUCAUCCACCUGAAGAAAGCCACAGUCAGCAACAGAGGGCAGUAUGAGACCGUGGUUCCUGUGGAAGACCCUAUUGUCACAGAGGUGACAUCCACGCUGCAAGAAUGGGCUUCUCUGUGGAAGCAGCUGUACGUGAAGCACAAGGUCGACCUCUUCUACAAGUUGCGGCAUGUGAUGAACGAGGUGAUUGACCUGCGUAGGCAGCUGCUAUCAGGUCACCUUACCCAGGAUCAGAUUCGAGAGGUCAAAAGACAUCUGACCGUGCGUCUCGACUGGGGCAAUGAACACCUGGGUUUGGACUUAGUUCCCCGCAAGGAGUUUGAAGCCGUAGAUUCUGACCAGAUCAGUGUCUCUGACUUAUACAAGAUGCAUCUGUCAAGUCGACACAGUGUUCAGCAGAGCACGAACCAGGCCGAUACUCUCAGGCAGAGACAUAAGGAACCUCGUGCCCCGGUACCUCACCACCUGCUCCUCAACUUGAAGAGCUUCACACACAGCAACAUUGGAGAAGACGUAGAUCUCUUUUUCUCAUUAUACGACAUGAGAGAAGCUCGUCAAAUCAGCGAGAGGUUCAUGGUUCGACUCAACAAGAAUGGAGGCCCCAGGAACCCAGAAAAGCUGGAACGACUCUGCGCCUUAUUCACUGAUUUGAGCAGUAAGGAUGUGAAGCGUGACCUCCACCUUAUCGUCCAUGUCAUCCGGAUAGGACGCAUGCUUCUAAAUGAUUCCCGAAAAGGUCCUUCUCAUGUCCAUUACCGGAGACCUUACGGGUGUGCUGUGCUGAGCCUGGGGGAAGUGCUGCCAGCUCUGUGCGAACACCGAGAUGAAAAGGACUUUGUCAUGAAGGUUUAUAUGUGUAAUAAUGAGAAUGAAUGGUACCAGAUCCAUGAAAACAUCAUCCGGAAGACCAGCACCAAGUACUCCACACCCAGCUCCAAUUACGGUCUUAUUGUGUCUUUACAACUUCUGCGAGGGGACAUGGAACAGAUCCGUAGAGAAAACCAGCUGUUGUUUAAUAGGGGAGCAGCUGUUACCCGGAAACUGGGAUUCCCCGAUGUCAUCAUGCCAGGGGACAUGCGCAAUGACCUCUAUGUAACUCUGGAGAAGGGUGAUUUUGAGAGAGGAGGGAAGAGCGUACAGAAGAACAUUGAGGUCACCAUGCAUGUAUUGUAUGCUGAUGGAGAGAAUCUGAGGGACUGUGUCAGCCUGGGAACCGGGGAGCCCCCCCGCACGCAGUACCACUCAUUUGUCCUUUACCACAACAACAGUCCCCGGUGGGGAGAGCUCAUAAAGUUGCCAAUCCCUAUUGAUCGAUUCCGGGGAUCCCAUCUACGCUUUGAGUUUCGGCAUUGCUCCACAAAAGAUAAAGGCGAGAAGAAGCUCUUUGGGUUCUCCUUUACUCCACUGAUGAGAGACGAUGGGACUACGCUGUCUGAUGACAUCCAUGAGCUUUACGUCUACAAGUGUGACGAGAACAGCACCUUCAAUAACCACGCUCUCUACCUGGGUCUUCCCUGCUGCAAAGACGAUCUGAGCGGCUGCCCCAACAUCCCGUCCAGUCUUAUCUUUCAGCGCAGUCCAAAAGAGACAUUCUGCAUAUCCACACAGCUCUCCUCAUUGAAGCUCACACAAAAUGUUGACCUUCUGGCUCUUCUGAAGUGGAAAGCUUACCCAGAUCGGAUAUUAGACAUUCUUGGCCGCCUGCGGCAUGUGAGCGGAGAGGAGAUAGUGAAGUUUCUGCAGGACAUACUGGACACCCUCUUUGUCAUCCUGGAUGAUAACACAGAGAAAUAUGGUCUACUCGUCUUCCAGUCUCUGGUUUUCAUCAUUAAUCUGCUGCGGGAUAGUAAAUAUUACCAUUUCCGGCCAGUGUUGGACACAUACAUACAAAAGCAUUUUGCUGGAGCCCUGGCCUAUAGAGAACUAAUUCGGUGCCUAAAAUGGUACAUGGAGCGAUCAGCGGAUCUCGUGAGGCAGGAUCACAUUCAGGAGGCUAUGAGGGCUCUGGAGAAUCUUUUUAAGUUCAUUGUCCAGUCUCGCCUUCUGUUUGCCCGUUCCACGGGUGGUCUGGAGGAAGAACAGUUCCGCUGCAGCAUCCAUGAGUUAUUCCAGUCAAUGCGUUUUGUGCUGAGUCUGGACACAAGAAGCUCUGAUACUCUGCUAUUUACACAGGCUGCCCUCCUCAGUUCCUUUCCUGCCAUUUUUGAGGAGCUGCUGGCCAUGUUUUCAGUGACGGAGGUGGCGGAGUUUGUUCGUGGAACACUGAGUAGUCUCCCCAGCACCCUGCACCUGGGCCAGUCCAUGGAUGUGGUGAAGUUACAGUCAAUUGGUAGAACUGUGGAUUGCCGGCUCUUCUCAUACCCAGAGGCUCGCCGUAUUCUCUUACCAGUUGUUCUACACCACAUCCACCUUCACCUUCGACAGCAGAAAGAGCUCCUUGUCUGUUCUGGCAUACUCAGCAGUAUUUUCUCUAUUAUCAAAAGCAGCUCCACGGAGGUGGAUGUAGGGGAAGAGGUUCAGAUGCUGCAGGAGAGUCUGCUGGACGUCCUGCUGCAGACUCUGCUCAUUAUAAUGAGUAAAUCUCAGUCCCAGGAGGCGGUAAGAGGCCAGCGCUGCCCCCAGUGUACAGCAGAGAUCACUGGGGAGUAUGUUUCCUGUCUCCUUUCUCUGCUCCGUUUGAUGUCCGACACUCACUACCAGCAUCUGCUUCACAACUUCCAGAGCAAAGAGGAGCUCAAGGAAUUCCUACUCAAAAUUUUCUGCGUCUUUCGGAACUUGCUAAAGUUGAGCGUCUUUCCUCCAGACUGGACGGUGAUGAGACUUCUGGCCAGCAACAUCAUUGUGACAACCGUUCAAUACGUGUCUCCCGCUGUGCACAAGAACUUCUGUGAAGAGGAUUUUGACUUUAAGGUGUGGAACUCCUAUUUCAGCCUGGCCGUACUGUUCAUUAACCAGCCCAGUCUGCAGCUGGAGAACUUUGCAGCAGGGAAGAGAAGGAGGAUUCUGGAUAAGUAUGGUGAUAUGCGAGUCAUGAUGACGUAUGAGCUGUUUAACAUGUGGCAGAACCUGGGAGAGCACAAAUACCACUUCAUACCUGGCAUGAUUGGACCCUUCCUGGGGGUGUCCCUGGUUCCGCAGCCUGAGGUCCGCAACAUCAUGAUCCCCAUUUUCCACGACAUGAUGGAUUGUGAACAGAGGCGCAAUGGGAACUUCAAGCAGGUGGAGGCUGAGCUUAUCGAUAAACUGGACACCCUGGUGUCCGAGGGGAAAGGAGACGAAAAUUACCGAGAACUCUUCAGUCUACUCUCUCAGCUGUUUGGUCCAUAUCCCAGUUUGUUGGAAAAGAUUGAACAGGAGACGUGGAGAGAGCCGGGGGCCUCCUUUGUGACAUCAGUAACACGACUCAUGGAGAGAUUGCUGGACUAUAGGGACUGUAUGAAAGGUGAAGAAACUGAGAAUAAGAAGAUCGGCUGCACAGUUAAUCUGAUGAAUUUUUACAAAUCAGAAAUCAAUAAGGAGGAGAUGUACAUAAGAUAUAUCCAUAAACUCUGUGACUUACAUCUACAGGCUGAGAGCUACACAGAAGCUGCAUUCACUCUUCUCCUGUACUGGGAGACACUGCAGUGGGAAGACCGCUCCCUACGGGAGUUCCUUCAUUAUGCUGCCCAGAGCGAGUGGCAGCGAAAAGAAAGCCUGACCCGCAAAAUCAUUCACUAUUUUAACAAGGGCAAGUGCUGGGAGUACGGGAUUCCUCUCUGUAGGGAGCUGGCUGCUCAGUACGAGAAGCUGUAUGAUUACCAGAGCCUGAGCUGGAUACUGAAAAUGGAGGCCUCUUACUAUGAUCAUAUCAUAGACCAGCAGAGACUGGAGCCUGAGUUUUUCAGAGUUGGAUUUUAUGGAAAAAAGUUUCCAUUUUUCUUACGGAAUAAAGAGUUUGUGUGUCGAGGUCACGACUAUGAGCGCCUGGAGGCCUUCCAGCAGAGGAUGCUGAGCGAGUUCCCACAGGCCAUUGCAAUGCAACAUCUCAACCAUCCCGAUGACACAAUCCUGCAGAGCGACUCUCAAUACCUACAGAUAUAUGCAGUCACUCCUCUACCUGACACUCCAAGAGUAUUAAACAUGGACCAGGUGCCUGAAAGGAUAAAGAGCUUCUACAGAGUAAACAACGUCCGCAGAUUUCGGUACGACCGUCCAUUCCACCGUGGAACCCGCGACAAGGACAAUGAGUUUAAGAGUCUGUGGAUAGAGCGCAGCACUCUCACAUUGUCUCACAGCCUCCCAGGAAUCUCCUGCUGGUUUGAAGUACAGAAGCGAGAGCUGGUGGAGGUCAGCCCCUUGGAGAAUGCCCUGCAGGUUCUGGGGAACAAGACUCAGGAACUCAGGGCCCUAAUCACACAGUAUCAACACCACAAUCUCCAUGGAAACAUCAACCUCCUCAGCAUGUGUCUUAAUGGAGUCAUUGAUGCGGCUGUGAACGGAGGAAUCACCCGAUACCAAGAGGCAUUCUUUGAUAAGGAUUACAUCACACAGCACCCUGAGGAUGCAGACAAGAUCAGUCAGCUGAAGGAACUCAUGCUGGAACAGGUGCAUGUCCUGGGAGUGGGUCUGGCAGUACAUGAACGUUGUGUCCACCCAGAGAUGAGGCCUCUUCACAAGAAGCUGGUUGAUCAGUUUCAGGUCAUGCGCUCCAGUUUAUACCAGGAGUUUCCCAUGCUGGAGAAGAUGAAUCCAACCUGUGCACCAUUACCGCGCAGCAAUGUCUUAUUAUCUCAUGGGGCUCUGAAUAACGACAGUAUGAGGAUGCUGCACAGGCACAGCCCUCUAGUUGUCCUGAGUUCAGUCCGUCAUUCCUCAUCGUCUCUCUCUUCACACGCCUCCAGUGACACUGGAACCACACCCACUGCUGUGGACAGUGAGACGGAGGAUCCAUACAGCAUGCAGAUGCUGCUACCACACUCCCUACACGCUGGAUCCAUCACAAAUGUUUCUGCAUUAUCUUCAUCGUACACAAGCCCCUCCUCCUCCAGCCUCAGCUCCACCCACUCUGCUCCAUCACAGCUCAUCAAUUCUGCACCCUCCAGCACACGAGGUUCCCCCUCCCUUCCAGAUAAAUACAGACAUUCCCGUGACUUGGUAAUGCUGCUUCCUGCUCCACGGGACCGGCCCAGUAGCGCCAUGUACCAGACAGGCACAGAGAGUGGACAGGUGGUCUUUCAGCGCUGCGUCUACCCCAAAGCACUGUUCCAGCAGGUCCUUGGACCAUGCAAGCCCUGCAGUGACCCCAAUCUCUCUGUAGCGGAAAAAGUCCUGGCAGCUCCCAGCAGUUGGAGUUUGGACAGUGGAACCAGGGAGUCUCUUCCAUUCCUCACUUCCCAUGUUGGGAGUGUCCUGACACCAACAGGGACCACCAGAGGCCUGACACAAGGCCAAUACUCUCUACACUUUGACGCAUUUCACCCCUCUGUGGGGGAUGGAGGUCCAGUGUUACCCAGCAGAUCCUUACGCAAGAGCCCUCUGCACACAAUUCCGGCCUCACCCACCAGCCCCCAGUCUUGUCUUGAUGGCAGUAACUCUCCGCUCUCAGGGAGCGCCAGCAGUGGAGUUUCUUCCUUGAGUGAAGGCACCUUCCCAGGCUGCUCUGAUGUGACUCCCAGCACAGACUCCCGAACUGAGGAUCAGCAGAGCGGAUGUUUCCAACACUACCCCCCUGUGCGGUACAGUCUGUCUGACCCCAAUGGGCUGGAAGCUUCCAAGGUACAACCUUGUCGAAGCCACUCUGCCCCCACAGGCGUCACUCCACCCCGAUCACCCAUUGGUGAGCACGAUGAGGGAAGUGCAGAGCAUGACCGGCUACGGAGGACCAGGAGGAACUGCCACAUGGCCAAAGAACAGGCGGCACGGGUCGGAUGGGAUCACAACAUGAGCAAACCGUAGUCAUGGACUGAAUCAGAGUAGUCUGAGGGGCAAGAGGAGGGAGGUCUGUGUGGAGCGUGCAUGGGUCAGGAGGGUAAGGUGUGGCCAGGUGUUUGCAUAUGUGGAAAAGGAGAAAGGUCAUUGCAUCCUAAGCUGUAUAUGGAGGAUAAGUGGUCAUUGAGUAAAAGAGCAGCUAGUGUCUAGGGGAGGGGUCAGUGUGUGUAUGCCUAUGUAUUCGGGGUACAAUAAGCAGUCACUGUUUGGAGUAGACUGCUUUUGAGGGUCCAUUUCAUUGCGUGAGCUGUUGAGGUUAGUGUGAUUUUGCCUGUGUAUCAAGAGUAUCAGGGUGGUGUAUGGGUGAGAGAUCACUGUAUGGAGAUUGUUUAGGGGUUCAGUGUCCUUAUAAGUGAGAAUGACUUUUAUGUGCCUAAGUCUGUGUAUUCGCUGUCAGGAGAUCAGUAAGCACUAUUUUUUUGGGAUCCUGCAUUGAUGAUGAUGAUGAUGAAUGAGCACCUCUGCUCCUGUUGCCCCUGACCUCCUUCUAGUCAUCUCUGUUAUUUCCAGCUUGUCUCUUGCUCCCAUCCCAGACUCUGGGAACAUUCUGGCCUGUCUGCCCUGUCACCACUUGGUGAUCCCCGCCCCUGGGUUUCACCUCUUGAUGUCUAUGAGGGUAACGAGGAAUAGUAACCCUGCACCUGCACCGUCAUCAUCAGACGGGAUUAGGCGCACCCUCGUUAUUUGUCUUCAUAUUGUAGGCCUCCAGCGGUGCUGUGUUAUGUCUUUGAUGCUCCGCUUCAUGCAGGGUGUGUGUUUGUAUAUACGGUGUCCGCAUGUCCCUCGCACACCCCGUGCCGUCUGGUUUAUGUGUAAAUACGAUUCACUGUUUCUGUUGUGAUAUUUUUUUCCUUCAGAUGGUUGUUAUAUGAAAAUAAAGUUUACCACCCUGAAGAAGUCUGCCUGAGAUUACUGGA